Messenger RNA from Hyposmocoma kahamanoa, 4020 nucleotides. RefSeq names its product protein lin-10-like. NCBI's taxonomy places the organism in Eukaryota, Metazoa, Arthropoda, Insecta, Lepidoptera, Cosmopterigidae. Gene Ontology annotation, biological process: chemical synaptic transmission. The record is from RefSeq and is a predicted model, not a curated record. Gene Ontology annotation, molecular function: protein binding. The transcript is spliced from 25 exons. Gene Ontology annotation, cellular component: cytoplasm; plasma membrane; dendritic spine. The coding region runs from base 90 to 3392 and encodes 1100 amino acids.
AGCCACCUAUCCGGGAUACUUAUGGAAUGUACACGGCAGAAGAAAUGUUGAGCAAAGAGGCGGUAUUAGUGGGGUGACGGGGGGGCAGGAUGAGCGCGGGAGCUCUGCGGGCGGACGGCGCGGGCGACUCCACGCCCGGCUCCGACGUCGGCGAGCGCAUCACCCGGCUCUUCCCCAAGUGCCGCCCCAAGAACAUGCUCCACCACCACGAUAGACUGAACUCCGAGUUGGAGGGGCGUGAUAUGAACAACCUUAACAAUGCGUCUUCGGACGAGGAGCGUGAUAGUAAAAUAAUACUCAACUCAAAAGGAGGUACAUACAAACUCAGGGAUUCUAGGAUAAUAGAAAUAGCAGGGGGUCGUGAAUUAUACUCACAGAGUCGAACAAAAGCAGUGCGAAAGUUAAGGCACAACAAUACGCACAAACACAACCUAAGGAACAAAGUGCGGUCACUCAACAAGGACACCGUCGAUUACGCGGCAGAUAACCUUAGCAACGAGAUAUCGCUCCACAGAAUAAACAGUGAACCUAAAAAGAUGAUAUCUCGACAUACGUCGCCAACGUACACGAAUGGAGAUCGGGAGCCCAUAGUAGAAUCGAAUACUAUGGGUAUCCCUAAGAACAGUUCACCAAUACUAGACCCCCAUAAAACGAAUGACGUCAGCACUAAAAGCAGUCCUAUUGCGGUAGUGGCUGAUGGAGAAGUUGUUGUUUUUGAUGACAAUGAGGAUUGGAAAGUGAUAUUGAAUUCUAUGUCCCUAGGUCUGAGGAUGGACCCUGAAGCUAGUGACAAUGAGAUAGACAUGAGUGUAAAGAGAACUUUAGACAAUAUUAAAAAUUGUGAUAGUGAUUUGAUGAACAAUAAGAGUGAACUGAGUUGUGACGGAGGGAGUGAAUCGACUCCGUCUAGAGAGGAUGCGAGGUUAAGUGAGGGAAGCCCGUCGGGAGUGUGGAUAUCGGGGGAUGAGGACAAGAGCAGGGUGACCAGGGUGAUAGGCGAACUGCCCAUCGCUGAGUAUGAGGGCUCGCCGAGGAGAUACGGAGUGGGUCCGCAAAAGACUACCACUAGAUCUCCAAGGCCUGGAUUUCCACAGCGAGUGGUAACAGAGAGCAGACACGCCUCGCCUCCGCCGAGCUCGGCAGCGUUCGACUACUUGUACGAGUUCUCAGAGACGAGGAAGGUUCUGGAAGAGUUCUUUCGAUGUCCCGCUACGGGCCAGCAGAUGAACAGCAACGAUGAAAUUGUUAAUUUCCAGGACCUUGACUACGAGCUGAGAAGACAGACGCAGGACUGUCCAUCAGAGAACGGCCUUGAGGGAGGCAGCGAGUCUGAGUGGCCGCACGUCACCGACACGCUAGACUCACCACAUACUGCGCAUAAUCAUACUAACUUCUUGGGGCUACAGCAACAACGCGAACAAUAUCCUGAACCAAACGUAUCAGAGCUAAGUGUGGGCGCAGCGUGGAGUGGCUCGGCAUCACCAGCGCCUGCGCGUCGUGACGUUCAACGAGGACCGUUCGCGCUGUCGCCUGACACCAGCGACACCGGCUCCGACCUCUCGCUCAUACUCAUGGAAAAUGAGCUCUCCGAAAUGAAAGGUCAAAUGGACUCGAAUAGAGUUGUAGUAACACAUUUGCCGAUAGUGGAAGACGGGCUUUCGUCGGGCCAUGCUUCUGAUACAGACAAUAACAAUCAAAUGCUGUCAUUGCAGGCACACACGUCGGUAAUAAUUGAAGAAAUCAUAGAGAACGGGACGAGCGCAGAUCCUCACGUAUUGUCGGACGCUGAUUUACAUUCCCUGGAUCCACUGGCGGCAUGCAGCUCCGUGCCUCCGCCGCCGCCGGCGCCCGCGCCGCACCGACCGCCCGCCGAGCCUACGCCGGCCGCGCCCCCCGCACACACGCCGCACCACCACCACCCUCCCCACGUGCCGCAUCACGACGAUGUUUAUCCUCCUAGGAAAAGGCCGUCAUCAGGUCAAAGUACAGAAUCUGUGGAUAUCAAACAAGCGAGUGGGGAUGAAGACGAAGCGGACACAGACCUAGAGACUGAUAGACUGCUCGGCCAGCAGAGGACUGACGACCAAGGGUUUUUCGAUGACAAGGGUUGGCGUAAACCGAAAUCGCGUACGGUAAUGCCGGCGGGCAGUUCGUCGGGAGCGGCGCGCUCCCCACCGCUCACACUGGACGCAAGCGACGCACGCGAUGAAGAUACGUUGCACAAUGGGAAGGAUAAAGAAAUAAAAAAGAAAAAUAAGAAUAAAGAAGAUAUACGUUCAGUUCUGAUCGAGGGAGUUUUAUUCCGCGCGCGGUAUCUCGGCUCCACACAACUCGCGUGCGAGGGACAACCGACCAAAGCCACGAGGAUGCUGCAGGCAGAGGAAGCAGUCUCCAGGAUCAAGGCAUUGGCGCCGGAAGGUGAAAACCAGCCCAGCACAGAGGUCGAUCUCUUCAUAUCGACGGAGAAAAUCAUGGUUCUCAAUACAGAGUUAAAAGAAAUCAUGAUGGAUCAUGCACUCCGUACCAUAUCCUACAUAGCUGAUAUAGGAGACUUGGUCGUUUUAAUGGCCAGGAGAAGAUUCGUGCCACACGAAAGCGAUUCGGACCAGCCCAAGUUGAACAGAACGCCAAAAAUGAUUUGUCACGUGUUUGAAAGUGAAGAGGCGCAAUUCAUAGCCCAGUCCAUUGGGCAAGCGUUCCAAGUGGCCUACAUGGAGUUCCUAAAAGCGAAUGGCAUCGAGGACCACAGUUUCGUGAAAGAGAUGGACUAUCAAGAGGUGCUCAACAGCCAGGAGAUCUUCGGCGAUGAGCUACAAAUGUUCGCUAAGAAGGAACUUCAGAAGGAGGUGGUGGUUCCAAAAACUAAGGGCGAGAUUCUCGGCGUGGUGGUGGUGGAGUCAGGAUGGGGUUCAAUGCUGCCAACAGUCGUGAUCGCUAACCUGGCACCAGCAGGCGCCGCUGCACGCUGCGGACAGCUUAAUAUAGGUGAUCAAAUAAUAGCGAUAAACGGCGUGAGCUUAGUAGGUCUGCCCCUAUCAACGUGCCAGACCUAUAUUAAAAACUCAAAGAACCAAACUGUGGUGAAACUCACUGUGGUGCCGUGCGCGCCCGUCGUAGAGGUCAAGAUUAAACGGCCUGAUACAAAGUACCAGCUCGGAUUCAGCGUGCAGAAUGGCGUGAUCUGCAGCCUGUUGCGCGGCGGCAUUGCGGAGCGCGGCGGCGUGCGCGUGGGCCACCGCAUCAUCGAGAUCAACGCGCAGAGCGUCGUGGCCGUGCCGCACGAGCGCAUCGUCAACUUGCUGGCCACCUCCGUCGGAGAGAUUCUGAUGAAGACGAUGCCGACGUCGAUGUUCCGGCUGCUGACGGGGCAGGAGAACCCGGUGUUCAUCUAACGCGCAUGCGUACAAGUGCCUGCUUACAUAUUACACGCCACUCACGCGCCUCUAACAUUGAAACUGCCCCCGAUUCAUGAUACUUUGAAGAGAUUCUUGUUUGACUAGGGAAUCUUAAACAGAUAUAUUAUUUUAAAACCAUCCAGGCUCUUUAUCUUCAAGCGAUUUUGGAAGGAGCACAAAUGACUAAUUUGUUUGAAGAACUGGAACUUGCAUUCAUAUAAUAUUACCGAAGGCGGAGGUACAACGAUCAAGCUAUUCAAACAAUAAUUGUCCAUUCGAUCGUCGAUAAUUAUCCAUUUAAAUAUUUUUGAAAUAUCUAAGCACAGUGAUAAAUGUUACAUACAUACAGGGCUGAAAAAAUCCAUGUAACAUGAUGCGAACUAUCUUAAGGUAGUACUUACAGGAAACAUUCUUUUAUUUUUCUUAAUAUGAAUACCAGAUUUAUGGUCUGAUAGUGAUCAUAUCACAGAUUUUUUAAAAAGCCUAUCUGGUCCGAGAAUAGAACCGCCUGUUCAUAACAGUUGCAGUGCCACCCAGAGCUUUAAAUCGCAAAUAUCUGAGGGGCAUUGCCACUGCUCCCGUCACCCUGAGACAUAAAGUUGACAAGUCUCAAGUGCCUGUAACA